Molecule: messenger RNA, 600 nt
Organism: Trypanosoma theileri
Lineage: Eukaryota; Euglenozoa; Kinetoplastea; Trypanosomatida; Trypanosomatidae
Exons: 1
Coding region: 1-600 (199 amino acids)
Source: RefSeq, a predicted model, not a curated record
AUGAUGAAGAUGAACCGUGUGAUGUGUGUGUUGGCCGUUCUGCUGUGCCUCGCCUGCGGGUAUGCCAUGGCGGCUUCUGCUGCUGAGGUCAAAGAAAAUGAGAACAUUGCGGUCCCAGUAAAACGAGACACGGAACCAACUCCAGGGGUUGGGGAUGGUCUGCCAGGGCAGGAGGAAGGAGAGCCAGAAAAUGGUACCGGAGAGACUCACCCAGUACCCCCUCAGGAAGAAGAAGAAGAAGAUACAGAUGAUGAAGAAGGUGGUGAAACUGAUAAUGAUGGCACUGGAGGGGGUUCGCCUGGCCAAGAUGGUACAAGUCCUAAUCCGCAACCUCCCGCAAAUGAUGAACAAGAGGGUGGUAACCAACAGAAACCUGAUGGGGAAUCUCCUGACACAAAUCCCGAUCAACCUGGAGAUGAUGUGAAACCUGAACAAAACCCCAGCCAGAAACCUGAGGAUGACAAACCAGUAACACAAGAACCCACAUCCACUAAUGCACCAAGCAACGAGCAGAAGCCGGGCGAUGCUGACAGCAGUUUCAGCCCUGUGUGGAUGCGCACUGCCGCACCUCUGCUGAUUGUGGUUGCGUUGGUAUUGUAA